Messenger RNA from Pseudozyma flocculosa PF-1, 4023 nucleotides. RefSeq lists its product as uncharacterized. The record is from RefSeq and is a predicted model, not a curated record. NCBI's taxonomy places the organism in Eukaryota, Fungi, Basidiomycota, Ustilaginomycetes, Ustilaginales, Ustilaginaceae. Gene Ontology annotation, molecular function: protein binding. The transcript is spliced from 4 exons. Bases 1 to 4023 code for a protein of 1340 amino acids.
AUGGCUACCUCGAUGCAAUUCGGCCCCGAAUGGAUGCGCAAGGCUCCGGUCAAGAACAACUCGUCGAACAGCAUCGGCAAGGACCCCUCGUCCCCCGCAGGUGCAGCUUCCUCUGGCCGCAGCGAGAACGGCGCGACCCCAACUGGUGGCCCCGCAGCGACGGGCAAGCGAAACGGAGCCAUGGGUGGCGGCCUAGGCGCCGUCCUCAAUGGCCCUACGCCGGUGACGAGCCCCACGGUCACCUCGCCCGGCGCCUUCUCCUUUGCUGCUGCAGCAGGAGGCGCCGCGUCGGCAGCGGCGGCGGGCUCCCAUCAGCAUCAGGCUUUCGGCGGCAGCUCGCAGGACGGGGAUAGCGUCGCUUCGUCGGCCUUGUCCAACGGCGCGGCUUCGGCCAAAGAUCGGCAGUCGCGCGAAAAGCUGCUGAGCCUGUACAGCACCGACCGGCCCGCCAAGCCUGCGCAGAGCGAGGCCAGUCCUCUCGAGGGCGGUGCGGGCACGGACAAAGCGGGUUCGGCCGGACGUAAAAAGACCGGCGCCGAUCGGGAGCAGCGACGUCCCUCGAACUUUGCAGAGCUGGGCGCCGGGGCCGGUCCGUUGUCCCCCAGCUUGGGUGGCGAGCCUCGCGGAAUCAAUGCUCGCUCAACCUCUGGCGGAUCCUCCGGCGGCUUUGGAUCUGCGGGCACCUCGAACUGGGAUCGGGCCGACAAAGAGAGGCCGGGCCUCUUUCAGCGUGCUUCGAGCAGUGCCCUCACCUCGACCGUCGCUGCUGGCCGCCCGCUUUCGCCAUCCAUACCGCGCGAGCGCUUCGGCGGCAUCCAGGGCGGCGUGCUCUCGGGUGUCGGACCCCAGAGUCGGAAGAGAAUGGACAGCGACAAUGGCUCUACGGCCGGCUCUCGCGGAGGUGCUAAAUCCGGGUCCGAGGAUGUCACUUCGCCGUCGCAAGGCUCAGCACAGGCCAGUCGCGGCAGCGCUGGCUUCGCGGAAGCCUUCAGCUCCAACAAGGCCCGGGGCAAGGCUGGUGUCGGGGAGGGCACAGGCCAGGCGGUCCAAGAGCCCGAGGGCAACGAGGGUGGCGCACCUUCCGCCAGGUUCGGCCGCACCAGGGAUCGACAACCCGGCGAAGGACCGAUCGGGCCUCCGGCCGAUGGCAGUGCCGGCUUCAACAAGUUCGCCGGUUACGACCGCAAGAGAGAACGGCAGGCCAGCCACUUCAAGGCCGGCACGGUCCCGGGCGACGCCGAGGCCAACGGGACGGGCCACGGCGACGCCGACGGACGCAACGAACAGCACGGACGCGCCGAACGUAGAGGAUCUGCCGAGGAUCACGGCAGGGGCGCCCUCUCUUCUACCAAUGCCCACGACACGAGCAUGGACUCAGACCUCGCGCAGCACGCUACCGCAGUCCUCGGCUCGCUCAAGCUGGACGAGGACGAUCCAUCGGCUCAGAUGCUCCCGCCGAACCCGGAACAGCCGACCCCGCCGACUUGGUCUGCCGACACGGCCCUAUGGCUGUACCGAGACCCGUCGGGCCAGGUGCAAGGUCCCUUCACGGCCGUCGUCAUGCAGGACUGGUACCGCCAGAGCUACUUCUCCGACGAUCUCCUGGUCCGUAGGCAGGAGGAUGACGAAUUCCGCCCACUGGUGCAGGUCAUCGCAGCCAUCGGCAACGCGCUCCAGCCUUUCCUGGUCCCACCGCACAGCUGGCUGCAGCCUCCCGACGCCUUCAAGAACGCGCAAGGCCAACCGGACACCCGGAGGAGCUCGCUCGUCAGCCCUCCUGGCAGCGGCGACGAUGCCGCCUCCGACAGCCGGAUCGACCAAGACCACGAUGCUUCCCGCUUCGCUGUCUCCGGCCAGGUGGACUCGCUGGGCGGCGGCGGCGGCGGCGGCGCUGGCUGGAACGGUGCGUCGCAGAACCAGCAGCAGUGGCCUUCACAGCUCAACCUGGGCUUUGGCACGACGACUCCGCAGCCGAUGUCGCCGUUUGGGCGACCGGACAUGUUUGCAGGCCAGGGUGCCGGCCUCGACAACCGCUUCCGGACCCAGGAAGAGCUCGUCGCCUUGAUCCGAGAGCGCGAGCUGCAGGAGCAGAGGCAGGCCGCCGCCGCCGCUGCUGCUCGCGGUCAGAACCUUGGGUACGGACAGCUGGACCCCUUCAUGGGAGUCCUUGGCCGUGGCGGCUGGGAUGCUCCGGGCGCAGCCAGCUGGGCCCCGCACGGAGGGCUGCCGUCUUUCGAUCCCGCCUUUACCGGCCACCCGAGCCCCCUGAUGGCCGAGCGCCAGGCGUUCGAGGCCUUCCACCAGCGAGGCGGCGCUGGUCCCGACCAAGGCGGAGCGUGGGCCAAGGGGCCCUCGACGCCGCGCUCCCACUUUGACCAGCCGAAUCCGUUCAACAACCGGCCCGGCCAGUGGGACGCCCAGGGCGCCUGGAGCAGCCAGGGCAACAUGACGCCCGAGGCCUUGAACCGCCAGGCGCACGACUUUCAGGAGGGAGGCUUUCGUCACGAAAGCGCCAAGCCAUUCAGCGACCCCAUCGGCACUCCGCGACGCGCACGGUCACCUGCGGCGCCCAGCCCGGCCCUCGAGCAAAAGUCCGAUGCAUUUGAAGACAGGCGCGAAGAGUCUGCUACGACCACGGCCGUAGAGCCAAUCCCGGAGGCCGAUGGGCUUCGCGAUAGUGCGCAAGCUCAAGCCGCCACCCCCAAGGAAGUAGAAGCCCAGGCGCAAGAGGAGGCACACCCCGCAAAGGAGCCCGAGGUCAAGGCAACCGAGCCGAAGUCCGCCGAGCCGCCAAAGGCUGAGGUCGAGGCUGCACCGGCCCCCACGGCAGUGGAGGAGCCGGGUCCGGAGCAGCUGUGGCCUCAGAGCCCUUCGGCUGUCGAAUUCGCCUCCGAGCCGGACCUCUCGUCGAUGCCCGGGCUUACCCUCCCCAGCAAGGCUCCCACUUCAGUCGCCGCUACCACCGAUGCGCGCCGCACAGCCAACCGUUCCGACACCAAGGGCGAGGCUGCAAAGCGGCCCACUACCCGUCAGCAGCAGGCGGCGGCGGCGGCGGCGACAGCCACGUCCGGCAACGUCCGGGUCGUCUCCCAGGAGCAGUUCCGCCGUGCCCCGGAGGAGGAGAGCGCCAGUCUCAAUCAGGUGCCGCUCUCUGCAUGGCUGCCGGAUGCGGCCGGCGAAUCGUCGACGCCGACGUCGAAGCCCGCCCCAUGGGCCUCGCGUGACGACGCCUCCUCGUCGGGCACUCCCGGACCCAGUCUGCGCGAAAUCCAAGAGGCCGAGGCCAAGCGGGCCGAGGCCCGGAAGGCUGCCGAGCGGGCGGCCGCCGCCCAGCCCGGCUUCGGCGGCGGCGGGUUCGCCGGCGCCCUCGACGCCCACACGCGCCACCUCGCAGCCCCUACGUCCGGCAGCGUCGGCAGCGCGCUCAAGCCCAAGCCUGCGCCCGCCGCCGCCCCCGCCUUCAACGACAUCAACUCGCCCAGUCCCGAGUUCGUGCGCUACCUCAAGGACAACCUCAAGGGCCUGACGAUCCGGGUCGACGACUUUAUCGAGAUGCUGAUGUCGUUCCCGCUGGACCCAUCGCCGGACGUCAUCGAGAUCAUCGCCGAGAGCGUCUACGCCAACAGCAGCACGCUCGACGGACGCCGGUUCGCCGCCGACUUUGUGUCGAAGCGCAAGAUGGACGUCCAGGGCCGGCAGCAGCACCCGUACUCGUCGUCUUCGUCGGUGUCGUCGGGCGGCGGCGCAUCGUCGGCCUCGACGCCGUUCCAGUCCAAGUGGUCGUCGGCCGGCAGCUCGGGCGGCAUGGGCACCUUUGGAAGCGGCGCGGCAGGCUUCGGUGGCGGUAGCGGCAGCAGCGGCGGCGGCAUUGGCGGACGCAGCAGCGGCGGCGCCACGUCGCCGCAGAUGGCGCGAAGCGCCGCCGACGUCAUGAAGGGCCCGGGCUCGGCCAAGGCGGGCGUCGACAGCUUCGGCGGCUUCAAGGUGGUCAAGGCCAAGGGCAGCAAGAAGCGCGCCAACUGA